AUGGUCCGAAGUGUUUGUGAAGAUCGUCCUAAACAGUGGGAUUAUGCUUUGCCACAGGUGGAGUUUGCUUAUAACAGUGCAGUGCAUAGUGCAACAGGGAAGUCACCAUUCUCCUUAGUUUAUACUGUUGUUCCUCGACAUGUGGUUGAUCUAGUGAAGCUUCCUAGUGUUAGUGUUACUGCUGAGGGUAUGGCUAGAGACAUGCAGGCUGUUCGAGACAAAGUUAAGGACAAGCUGGAAGCAACUAAUGCUAAGUAUAAUGCUGCAGCUGAUAAACAUCGCAGAGGAAAAGUGUUCCAAAAGGGUGAUGACGUGAUGGUGUUUCUGAGGAAAGAGAGAUUUCCUGUUGGUAUCUCUAACACCUUUAAUGUGGUUGACCUGCAUGAGUUUCAUGAAGAUGAGGUUCUUUAUCCAGAUGAGAACUCGGGGUCAAGUUCUUCGAAGGUGGAGGAGACUAAUGCAGAAUGGAUGGCAGCCCAAUUCGAAGAACAGUUGGAUCGUGCUAAAGGAGGAAAACGAAAAGUGACUAGUAGACAGGAAACAGUUCGUUAUCAAUCCGACUGCGUCAGUACUACUAGUUCCACGCAUGUGAUCAAGAUCAUCAAGAGGGAUGAAACGAAAUGGGUGUUUGGAUGUGUCAAAGAAGACGGCGGAGAUAGGAGUGUGGCAGUGACAGAAUCUGGGGUCGGAUAUAAGAGAGAGCCAGUGCUUGGAGACACAUUUGAAUCGGACCAGAGGCCUAGUAGGCACACGCACAAGGAUUUGGGUAAGGAGUUCUUCGGUGUUGGCUACGGUUUCUGCUGUGCUACUGAUGCAGCGUUCGGGGUAGAAUCUCUGCGCCAUCUAAAUUCUAAUUGA
Molecule: messenger RNA, 858 nt
Organism: Rosa chinensis
Lineage: Eukaryota; Viridiplantae; Streptophyta; Magnoliopsida; Rosales; Rosaceae
Exons: 3
Coding region: 1-858 (285 amino acids)
Molecular function (GO): nucleic acid binding
Source: RefSeq, a predicted model, not a curated record